Messenger RNA from Octopus bimaculoides (California two-spot octopus), 1322 nucleotides. Its product is annotated as charged multivesicular body protein 1a. NCBI's taxonomy places the organism in Eukaryota, Metazoa, Mollusca, Cephalopoda, Octopoda, Octopodidae. Gene Ontology annotation, biological process: vacuolar transport. The record is from RefSeq and is a predicted model, not a curated record.
AAACGGAAGUUGAUUUCAAAACUUCCUGUUAUAGUUUCAAUUUAUCGUUUCGUUACUCAGAUUAUUCUUUUACUGAAUUUUGUUUGUAUUUUUCUUGAUUUACUUUCAAACUUAAGACCAUGUCAAAAGUGGAAGAGACAUUGUUUCAGUUAAGGUUCACUACAAAACAACUUGAACGACUGGCACGAAAAGCAGAGAAAGAACAACAUGCGCAGGAAAAUCGCGUAAAAAAGGCAAUACAGCAAAAAAAUAUUGAAGUUGCUAAAGUUUAUGCAGAGAAUGCUAUUAGGAAAAAAAAUGAACAAUUGAACUACUUGCGUAUGGCUGCUCGUGUAGAUGCAGUAUCAAGUAAAGUGCAGACAGCUGUCACAAUGAAACAAGUGGCCAAAAAUAUUGAAGGAGUCACAAAAUCAUUGGAGAAAGCAGCAUCUGCAUCAGAUUUAGUAAAGAUUGAACAAAUAAUGCAAAAGUUUGAGAAGCAAUUUGAAGACCUUGAUGUUAAAACUUCUACAUUGGAGUCGUCAAUGAGUUCUGCUACCACUUUAACAACACCUCAAGAUCAGGUUGAAGCACUGAUACAACAAGUUGCCGAAGAGAAUGGCCUGGAGAUGAUAGACCAGCUCAAAGAUCUGAACCCUGCUUCAGGCUCCAUUAGAUCAACAGUUACUGCAGAUUCUGUUAAAGAAGAUGAUCUUACUCGAAGAUUACAAGCUUUGAGGAAUUAGUCAUCGUUGUAUAUUUUUUUUUUUUUGCUUUUUGAUGAGAGAAAUAAUGGUGAUUUACACGUUAUCUGUAAAUUGAAUUAAACAUACACCAAAUGCUGACAUCCGCCCAAUAUGGAAGCCUCCUAAUCCACUUACAUUAUUUCAUGUACACUCUUAUAUAUAUAUAUAUAAAUAUGAACAAGUUUUGUUUUAAGGUUUUAAAGACUGUUUCAAAAAUAAACAGACUUGUUAAGUUGCAAAAGAAAUAAAUUUACAUCUUUUUCAGAAUUUUUUUUCAAAAUCAGAAAUUACUUUAUUUUUCAAAGAUUUCUUGCCUUAGCAGUUUAUAAAAAGUAAGAAUUAUGAAAUUUCUGUACAGUCUUUCAUCAUUUUCCUACAAAACUCCAAAUUAAGAGACGUUUUUUAGUUUCAAAGAGAAAAAUGGCUCGACUGACUUGCUCAUUUUCAUGGACAUCAUAUUGUUUUUCUUCUGUUAUUUUUCUUUCACUCCAGAUCAACUCUCUUUGUCGCUUUCUCGUAUCUUUUGAAUCUGUGUAUAUUUUGUUUUUUAUUUAUUGUUGAAAAAAUUAUAAAAUAAAACUCAUGCCAUUAUUUUUA